AAAUUGUCAUCCCACAAUCACAAUAUUUGAAACAAAAAUCCAUCAAACAAAGAAAAAAAAUCUAUAAACAUGGAUUUGAAAACCUAGAAAUUUGGGUUCCUUGAUCCCAUGUUGCUGGGUUCCAUAGAACCCAAAACUGGGUUCAAAUGAACCUAGAUCGUAGGGUUCCGAAGAACUUGGAUGAAUCCAGAUUGCUGGGUUCCGAGGAACUUGGAUCUGGGUUCAAACGAACCUAGUUCACUAGGUUUUGCAGAACCAAAACUGGGUUCAAACAAACCUAACGUUCUAGGUUCAAACGAACCCAAAUCAUUGGGUUCUAUGAUGUGGAAGGAAUGAAGAGUGGGAGAGAGAGGUGAAGGAGGAAGAGAAGGAGAGCAGUGGAGGAUAGAGAAAGGCACUUUACCAAUGGCCUGCUGCAGAUAAUGGCCAUGUACAGAAGGCAUUCUUAAAUUGUAUGAAAUAUAGAUGGAGUGACAAUAUUAGAGAUGAGAGGAUAAAGUGGGAUGAGGACCCAACUUAUACUCCAUGUUCGAUCCCAGCUCAUUUAUGGUCCAAGAUGCAAGAAUAUUGGAACUCUAAAAAAUUCAAGACACUUAGUGAAAGUGGGGCAAAGAAUAGGAACUCUUGAGAAAGGAUGACUUACACCACUGGGUCUAUUAGCUUUGACAUCCAUGAGAUCUGGAUGGGAUUGGGUCACAAGCAAAUCCAGAGGAUGAUUUUUUUAUUACAAGAAGAGACAAUCCCAAGACAACUUGAUGGCUACAAUGAUGAUAGCUAACUUUGCCAAGGAGCAAGCAUGCCAGAAUGAGCAUGUGACAAAACAAAAUGAGGUUGUGGUGAAACAACAUGAAGAGUUAGAAAGGCAACAUCAACAAAUGGCUCUAAUGCAACAACAGCUAGCCUAGAUGACAGAGGCUCAAAAUAACAUGAGCCAAACUAUUGCACAAUCUGUUGCGACAGCUCUCACUGCUUAUGGCAUCAACCCUCAAGCAGGUCAUCAUAUAUUGCCUCAACACAUAGCUAGGGCUCCGGUGUCUGCCCAAAUACACCCUUCACCUACUACACUGAUUCCACCCAAACUUCUCCCAUAGUGCUUGGAUAUCAGUAGCAGCAAUAGCCUCAGCCUCAGCCUCAAGAUGAUGUUUACCAUCCUAUUUUUGAUCCAAAUUAUCAGGCUUCUUAGUUAUGCUUUUUGAUACAUUGUCUGCACACUUUGCAUUGUUGUCUUUUUAUUUCUAUUAAUACUUUUAACUGCUAGUUUUAGCUUCAUUGCAAUAUCUUUUCAUAUUUUGCUUGAUCUCCAAUAUUCAUACUUUAAAAAAUAUGAAAUUUUGGA
Molecule: messenger RNA, 1336 nt
Organism: Rubroshorea leprosula
Lineage: Eukaryota; Viridiplantae; Streptophyta; Magnoliopsida; Malvales; Dipterocarpaceae
Source: the annotation of a GenBank genome assembly